GUUGAUAUAUUUCAAUUGUCUGUCCUUGAAAUUGAGGACAAACAUUUACCCGUCGGAUUUCCUAUCGAUACUCUUCCUCUGGCUGAGCAUAAGAGUGUUGAAUUCUCAAUAAACGAAGGAGUAUCAUCUCCAUCACUACCAUCUACAGAUAACAGUCAUUUGUUUCAUAUUGAACGUUAUAUGGAGGGUGAAUAUCGUAAAUAUAAUUCCAACUCUGGCUUUGUCACUGACGAAUUACGAAACACUCCUCAGGCGUUCAGUCACUUCACCUUCGAACGCUCGGGACAUCGUCUUCUAGUAGUUGACAUACAAGGUGUCGGUGACCUAUAUACAGACCCACAGAUCCAUACAGCUGAUGGCGUUGGCUAUAGCGACGGUAAUCUAGGUCCACGAGGCAUGGCUCUUUUCUUUCACAGCCACCGCUGCAACCCACUUUGCGAGUGGCUUGGUCUCACUUCAUUUGAUUUGGCUCCGUCUGAAAAAGCAGCUCAAUUGACUCAAUUGCAGCGUCAGCAGGCGGCACGAGUUUCAUCUGCUGCCCCUGUCUCGUAUGAGGCUUCGGGUGCAAUGGCUCUUGAUCCCAUUUUCGCCACCAGGGGCGAUGUUGUGGAUCCUGUCUUCGAUUCUGAAGACAAAGAAGUUGCUGACGAGGCAGUUUUUCUUUUGGCAAAAAAAACUGAUCACUCAACUCCACUAAUUGACAAAUCUUUCGGACAAUAUGAUGCUAUUGACUCAGUAGGAUCUCAAGAGGCUCAUCUUUGGUGCGGCGUUGUGCUGGAAAUUUUUUAA
This is a messenger RNA of Protopolystoma xenopodis, 789 nucleotides long. NCBI's taxonomy places the organism in Eukaryota, Metazoa, Platyhelminthes, Monogenea, Polystomatidea, Polystomatidae. The record is from the annotation of a GenBank genome assembly.